Messenger RNA from Babesia bovis T2Bo, 755 nucleotides. RefSeq names its product ribosomal protein L21 domain containing protein. Bases 10 to 720 code for a protein of 236 amino acids. Gene Ontology annotation, cellular component: ribosome; mitochondrial large ribosomal subunit. Gene Ontology annotation, biological process: translation. Gene Ontology annotation, molecular function: RNA binding; structural constituent of ribosome. The record is from RefSeq and is a predicted model, not a curated record. The transcript has a single exon. Lineage: Eukaryota; Apicomplexa; Aconoidasida; Piroplasmida; Babesiidae.
CUACUAAUUAUGCACAUUUUCAUAUCAUGGGUAAUUAUAUAUAAUAUUGCCAAUAUAAGUGCAUUUUUGUACGUGAAUCACCCAAAGUGGAAACAUCCUUAUCGCAAUGCUAAAGCCAACGCUCUGCUUGAGAGUCCGGCGGUUAAGAAUCUUGCUGAACGCCAAGAUGGAUGUGAUAGGUCUGGAGCAUAUGCUAUAGUGCAUAUUUCUGGCGUUCCAAGGUGGUUUGAAAGAGGAAGGUACUACGAUGUCAAUCGCAUACAGCAACAGGUGGGAUCCAGAGUUAUACUUAACCGAGUUGCAUUCUUCCAGUCGGAGCAGGGCUGGUACGUGCACGGUGAACCCUAUCUAGAAAAUGUGAGAAUCAUAUGCGAGGUGCAAAAGCAUUUCAGGGGACCGAAGCAAGUGACAUACAAAUUUAGAUCGAAGAAACACUAUAAACGUAAAAUAGGGUUUCGACCUGAAUUGACAAGACUAAAGGUAGAAGCUUUCGAUGUAUUGCCCUUUGGGGAACGUUGGGUUGACACUGAUCCCAUAUAUAUCCCGUUAGUGAGAAUAGAGCAACUGAGGAAACCGAGCACUGAACUUGCUAAACUCAAGAGGAAUACUAUAUACAAGCUUACAGAAACAGAAAAGGCACUGCUAGAAGGUGACCCUCUAGCACACUUUGACCCUGUUUAUAACCAGAUUUUCAUUGAAAAUCGGGUUUUAAGGCUAUAAAGUUGUGUAACACUUAUAGACCAGUGUAAUAUUUA